This is a messenger RNA of Torulaspora delbrueckii, 417 nucleotides long. RefSeq names its product Rnh203p (gene RNH203). The record is from RefSeq and is a predicted model, not a curated record. Bases 1 to 417 code for a protein of 138 amino acids. Gene Ontology annotation, cellular component: ribonuclease H2 complex. Gene Ontology annotation, biological process: RNA catabolic process. NCBI's taxonomy places the organism in Eukaryota, Fungi, Ascomycota, Saccharomycetes, Saccharomycetales, Saccharomycetaceae. The transcript has a single exon.
AUGACGGAUCCCAAAGUUGAUUGCUCCUCUCUACCCACUUAUACAGCUCACUUAGUGCCCUGUAAAGUGAGAUACACUGGCGCAACAGAGGAGUUUAAGGAUAACUUUCAAAUGGAUCUCUCACACGGCGAAUCUCUCAAGAAAGUCGAACCUGACUCCCAACACAAUACUUCCCACGUCACUUACUUCAGGGGUAGAAAGGUAAUGGGCCAAGAGAUUUUGUCCUCCAGUGAUUAUGAAGCGUUCCUGAUGAGCACUUCAGAAGCAUCGGAUGCGUCAGAAACAAAAAUAGCAAAGCCAAUAGCCAAACUUUCAAGUGUCAUCAACUAUGAAAGAGACGGGAAUGAAGAUAGGCUACGAGAGGAGAUAGACAAAUUCAAUGAGUUUAUUGAACUCAAUGAUAUCGUUCAUUCAUAA